Ostrinia nubilalis (European corn borer) is the source of this 444-nucleotide messenger RNA. Its product is annotated as protein krueppel-like. The coding region runs from base 1 to 444 and encodes 147 amino acids. The transcript has 5 exons. Lineage: Eukaryota; Metazoa; Arthropoda; Insecta; Lepidoptera; Crambidae. The record is from RefSeq and is a predicted model, not a curated record. Gene Ontology annotation, molecular function: DNA-binding transcription factor activity, RNA polymerase II-specific; RNA polymerase II cis-regulatory region sequence-specific DNA binding. Gene Ontology annotation, biological process: regulation of DNA-templated transcription.
AUGAACAAGCACCGCAAGCACGCGCGCCGCCACACGGGCGAGCGGCCCUUCCGCUGCCCGCACUGCCCGCGCACCUUCGCCGACUGCUCCAACAUGAACAAGCACCGCAAGUGCCUGCUCGAGCACGCGCGCCGACACACGGGCGAGCGGCCCUUCCGCUGCCCGCACUGCCCGCGCACCUUCGCCGACUGCUCCAACAUGAACAAGCACCGCAAGUGCCUGCUCGAGCACGCGCGCCGACACACGGGCGAGCGGCCCUUCCGCUGCCCGCACUGCCCGCGCACCUUCGCCGACUGCUCCAACAUGAACAAGCACCGCAAGUGCCUGCUCGAGCACGCGCGCCGACACACGGGCGAGCGGCCCUUCCGCUGCCCGCACUGCCCGCGCACCUUCGCCGACUGCUCCAACAUGAACAAGCACCGCAAGGUAACUGCUCCAACAUGA